AUGUUUGGAACUUUUUGGCAAGAAUCUAAUCAAACAUUUCAAAUUGAUGAAUCGUCAACGUACUUCCUCUACGUUGCUUGUUGGAGAAUGAUCUAUUUUGGAUUUUGGGCAGGAUGGUUUUUGGUCGUACUCAUUCUGCACAUCUUUUUGACUACUCCCAAUAAACGUAAAACGUCAAUUUAUCGUUUACACUUGAUCAUCUUACCGCUCACGAUCAUCUUCAAUAUCGAUCAAAUCAUAUUUUGGUACAAGUCCUUCAGCUACGCUUGGCUCGAACCAGGCAAGGGGCUUGGAAACAAGGCUACAGUGAAUUAUUUGAUAAUUACGAAUGAAUUGCUGAUACAUCUUCUGCCUUUGCUGGCAGAAUCGACGCUCUUACUUCAAAUCGCUUCCUUUUUUCCUCGACCACUCUAUUCGACUCGGUUUCGAUUUGGAAUCUUUACACCUUUUGCAUCUUUGUUAGCAGCUCGCUUGACACUCAGCAUUGUCAGUGCAACAUUUGUCAUUCGAGCUUGGAACACAACAGAAACAGUUUCCAACGAUCCUUUUCCAGUGAUCAAGUACACCCAAUGGUUGGAGAAAGCUCGAAUUACUGCUUUGAACGAAUAUAUUUUGGGUAUGGUUUAUAAUUCGUCUGCAUCUGCAUUUCUACUGUACAAAGCGUACAACUUUGUUCGUUCAAGCAAAAUCUCAAAUCGUUCUCCGAUCGAACGAAAAUUACGAUUUUUAACGGAGGCUAUCUUUAUGUGCUUCUUGCCUCCUGCCGCAUUAACGAUCGCAGGAGUUUCGACGAGAAUAAAACAUUCUUCCGUUAUGAGUACACGACUUUAUCAACAACAACAGAUCACUUCUGGACUCGUCAAUGCUUCUGUACUUUUUGCUCUUCUUGCAACGACUUGGUCAAGCGUACGCACAUUUGCAGACGAAAAGAUUGCAAGUCAAAGAUACGCACAAAAUGAACGGGAAAGCAUUAUAUUGGUUGGAAGUGAUAUCGAUAAUCAUCUUUUUCACAUCGAUCCUGUCGAAGUUUACGAUUUACACAAAUGCGUUUGGCGUUUGGUGUGCAAUUCAAGUUGGCUUGGAACGUUUACGAUUACGUUUAUCCUGUUCAUCUUGCUCUCAACGAGAAGACAAAGAAGAUCGAUCUUGUUUUCGAUUCAAUGCGCUUUGAUUAUUCUAGCAAUUGCAUACAAUUCAAGUGCUUUGGCAAAUGCUGAUCUACGUUUCAAGAUGGCUUGGAUCAAAGAAGAAAAUCGAAGCAAGUAUUGGAGCAUCGCUCGAUUGGACGUAGCAAAUUUGAGCUUAGAACAUUGGAUCACAAUCCUGGCAGAUGGAAGUUUACUCUUUCACAUCAUACCAACGUUUUUUCCUGCCAAGCACUUUAACAAACAACAACGAUUGAUUUACAUGUUUCCAUUCUUGAUCAUCAUGACGGCUAGAGUUGCACUCACGAUUGCCAACUCAUACUUCACCUGGGCAUCCGAAAAAGAGAUCGAAUGGGUUCCAAAUCGCUCGAUUCCAUUGCCAAGUGGCACACGAUGGGAAAGUCCGAUGGACAAUACGGCAAAAGCUGAAUAUGUUCUCGCGGGUAUUUAUGGGAUCUUAAUUUCGGCUUUCUUGCUCUUCAAAUCUUACACAAUCUCUGAAGCGAAAUCAAAGAUCGACAACGAAGUUUCUGGACCAGUUUACCCGGUCAAUAUUGCUUUCAAGACUGCAAAGAUGGUUCAAGAAGCUGUACUAAUGUGUUACACACUACCAAUCGCUUUUCGAUUCGUCGUUGUUGGACUCUUGGAUUGUUCGCACAAAUAUUGUUAUGACCGCGAAAUAAGUUUGACGAUCAUCAAUACUUCAGUCAUUUGUUCAAUCUUUGCAACUACAUGGUCAACAAUUCGGCCAAUUCGUUCAAAGGAUGAAAUCGAGAAAGAUCGUGAAAAUGCUCAACAAGAUAUGAACCCGGCUUACAAAUCUUUUGCUUUCAGUGGCGGUGAUGUUCAAGAAAGUUCAAAUGCCGAUACUUUGGUCAAUUGA
Messenger RNA from Meira miltonrushii, 2028 nucleotides. RefSeq lists its product as uncharacterized. The record is from RefSeq and is a predicted model, not a curated record. Lineage: Eukaryota; Fungi; Basidiomycota; Exobasidiomycetes; Exobasidiales; Brachybasidiaceae. Bases 1 to 2028 code for a protein of 675 amino acids. The transcript has 2 exons.